Messenger RNA from Arthroderma uncinatum, 897 nucleotides. RefSeq names its product YggS family pyridoxal phosphate enzyme. The record is from RefSeq and is a predicted model, not a curated record. Gene Ontology annotation, molecular function: pyridoxal phosphate binding. The transcript has a single exon. Gene Ontology annotation, cellular component: intracellular anatomical structure. Bases 1 to 897 code for a protein of 298 amino acids. NCBI's taxonomy places the organism in Eukaryota, Fungi, Ascomycota, Eurotiomycetes, Onygenales, Arthrodermataceae.
AUGAGCGUACUUGCGGCCGAAGAAGACAUGGCUACCCCGACCCGUGCCUCCGUCCUUAUCGCAAAUCUAUCCUCGGUCUACAAACGGAUCGCUUCAGCAUCUGCAAGAUGUAGCCAUGAUGAGACCAGUUCUGGCUCCAAGACCGCCGCUGCCAGCAGUGAUAGUAACGGCCCUACCGUCCCCGUCCGCCUUGUCGCGGUGUCCAAACUGAAACCGGCGUCUGAUAUCCUCGCCCUCCACAACCCGCCCACAUCCCACGUUCACUUCGGAGAAAAUUAUAUGCAGGAGCUGCUCGAGAAAUCCAAAGCCCUCACGCCCGAGAUUAGGUGGCAUUUUAUCGGCGGACUGCAGUCAAAUAAAUGUGUCACCCUUGCGAGGGAGGUACGGGGUCUAUGGGCGGUUGAGAGCGUGGAUACAGAGAAAAAGGCUUCGUUGCUGGAUAAGGGCUGGGGCGAGAGGCCAGAAUUCAAGGAUAAAGGCACCGGUGGCGACGAUGGUGUCAGUGAGUCCAGAGCCAGGAAGCUACGAGUAUUUGUACAGGUUAAUACAUCUGGGGAGGAGAGUAAAUCAGGCGUAGAGCCCGGCGAGCCUACAGUGGAACUCUGUCGUUUUAUCAGAGAGAAAUGUCCUCGGCUGAAGCUCCAGGGUUUAAUGACUAUUGGAGCCAUUGCACGCUCUAAAGCGACCACGCCGGAGAAUGAGAAUGAAGACUUUGCCUGUCUACGAGAUACGAGGGAUCUGGUCAUGGAGAAGCUAUCGUUGGAAGGCGAUGAUACGUUAGAAUUAAGCAUGGGCAUGAGUAACGAUUUUGAAGGUGCGAUUGCAAUGGGCAGCAACCAGGUCAGAGUCGGAAGCACUAUAUUUGGCGCUCGGCCACCAAAGGGGGAGGCAAAGUGA